GCCGGCGGCUGCGCGCGCACGCACAAGAUGGCGGCGCCCAGCGCGGCGGGACUGGGCCGGCGGCUGCGGGCCUGGCUGCCCCGGCUGACACAAGUGAGAUGGAGUCGCUACAACCCCCAAUUUCUAGAGCCAGAAGUGAACAAGGAAUUGUUUCAGAAAUCCCAGGAUGAGCUAUCUGAGGAGGAAAAGGCAAAACAGGAGCUUAAGCUUGUUCGGCCCAUAAAAGCUGCUCCUUCCAGUAUCUCCAGUUCUGUGUUCAGCGACCCUAUGAUCAGUAAGUUCACCAACAUGAUGAUGAAGGAUGGAAAUAAAGUGCUGGCCAGAAGCCUUAUGGCACAGACCCUAGAGGCCAUUAAGAGGAAACAGUUGGAAAAGUACCACCAGGCUCCUGAAGAUGAGAAGGAGAAGAUUGAGUGCAACCCUUAUGUAAUUUUCCACGAGGCUCUGAAAAACUGUCAGCCCAUUAUUGGGCUCUGCAGCAUCACGAAAGGAGGCAAAACCUACCAGGUCCCAAUCCCUCUGAAAGACAACCGGAAGCGCUUCCUGGCCAUGAAGUGGUUAAUCACUGAGUGCAGGGAGAACAAGCACCGCCGCAUGCUGAUGCCUGAGAAGCUCUCCCAGGAGCUGCUCCAGGCCUUCAACAACGAAGGGCCCAUCAUCAAGAAGAAGCACGCGCUGCACAAGAUGGCAGAGGCCAACCGGGCUUACGCCCACUUUCGCUGGUGGUAGGGCCUGUGCGCGCUGUGGUGCACUGCCACCAACCCCAUGGCCAGGAGAACAGAGCCCCAGGGCUGCUUGCACAGAAAGGGAAAGGUGGAAGCUCCCCUCUGGACUGCUUCUGGGCUAAGCCAGGGAAAACCCUUCUGAACACAGUUUCCUUUCUUUUGUGCUUGUUUGGAUGGGGGAAGGGGGAGUCUGAAAUAUCUACCAACUCCUCUAUGGAUGCUCUAGUUACUUCAUAAUCACCUCCUUGUGAAGACAGGGCUUAGAUGUUUUGUGUUUUUUUGGUUUUUUUUUUUCUGUUUUUUCCUCAGAGUAACACUGUACAGAAUAAUCUUUCCAUUCCACUUACCUGUUUCCUGGGGACUUUCAAGUCACUCUGCUCCUGCAGUCAGCAAUGUUUUUUCCCUUUUUGGCUGCACAGCCAGGGAAGAGCAGAGCUGCAUUUUUUUCCCCCUACACAGUAACCAGUCUUAGUAUGAUUGGAAAAAAAAAAAAGGCAAUAAAAGGUGCUUUUUUAACUUUUAGUUCGUGUCAUCAGCAACAGAAAAAAUAAAAUCAGAGCUUUGUGGGAAAGGUGUCAUGCUUCUAAACCUGUGUCUGUUGCUUCAGUCUCACACCUUUCUCUCCAGCCACUCAAUUUACCUAAAUCUAUUCUGCUGCCCUACACCAGAGAAAAAAAUGAAUACUGCAGCCUUAAGGCUUCAAGCAGGAGCAGCUUUUGAGUACUGUUCAGAGCAUUUUUUGCUAUAUAGCUCAGCAAUUGCAUAGAGAGAAUAUAGGGCACAUGUUAGUGGAAAACUUUUAUUAGAAAAAAAACCUUCAAUAAACUAUUUUGUUUUCUUUC
Rhea pennata is the source of this 1567-nucleotide messenger RNA. RefSeq names its product mitochondrial ribosomal protein S7 (gene MRPS7). Gene Ontology annotation, biological process: translation; ribosomal small subunit assembly. The transcript has 5 exons. Gene Ontology annotation, molecular function: structural constituent of ribosome; mRNA binding; rRNA binding. The coding region runs from base 28 to 729 and encodes 233 amino acids. Gene Ontology annotation, cellular component: mitochondrial small ribosomal subunit; ribosome. Lineage: Eukaryota; Metazoa; Chordata; Aves; Rheiformes; Rheidae. The record is from RefSeq and is a predicted model, not a curated record.